GGCUGCGCUGUCGCGAGGACGGACGAGGUAUUAUCGUGCUCGUCGUUACUCCGGUCCCGCGAGGAUUUCGUUGACAGUUACGCUCGAUUCCGGCGAGUACGUGAGCGAGUAAAGUCGUCGUUCGAUCGAAGGAGGAAGUGAGAGAGACAGAGAGGAACAGAUUUUCUAGCUCGCCGACGCACGUCGCAAGAUGUUCUCCGGCCUGACGAAUCAGGUGUCUACCUGGAUGGGCAAGAAGCCCGAGAACGGCAGCGAGGCGACACCCGAUAUGCCGAAACCCACCUCGCCGGAGGUCGAGACCAGCGCGGAUCUCGAGAAAAAGAACAAUACCAGUCCGAAAGGCAAUAAAUUGGAGAUGUUUGCCGGAGUAAAGAAUCAAAUGUCCGGCUGGUUGAGUGGCGGUAUACCUGGGUUAAGCCGUGGCGCCGGGGCUGCCGAAGGUGAGGCCCCACCGCCAACCGAAACAGAAGAGAGUCAGCCCGAAGAGAUUCAGGCUCCCGUUAGCGAGCAAGUGAAGGAUGACGACGCAAGCAGUGCGACCGGUGGAGCGGACAGCGGUCCCGCGAGUUUAGAGGGCACCCCAACUGACGACAAAAAUGAACAACAGGCUUUUGGCGCCGUUUCCACGAAGGCACUGGCUGGUGCGAAGAGCCUCGGUGGGUUCUUGUACAGCGCCGUGAACAAGGCCGGAAAGACCGUGGUGGAGGCCAGCGCGAAAAUCAAGAAGACCGUCGAAGAGAACAGGCUGAUCGCUGAACUCAAUAAGGAACAGGAGGCUUUCAUCGCUAGCAAGCAAACAGGCGAGAAGGGUGAGGCUGUUGCACCGUGGGUUGGUGCGCCAAAUGAGGACGCGCUGCGUGAGGAGUGCUUGUCCCUCUCGACCGAUCGACGUAAUUUCGUGAGAGCACCACCACCAGGCGUAGAAUUUGCUUGGGAUUUCGAAGCUGUUCAGCCAAUGGCACAGGCCACCCUUGCCCUGGAUCCGAAUCUUGAAGCUAUGAGGUUCGAGCUUGUCCCGAAAGUUAUAUCCGAGGAGAACUUCUGGCGCAACUACUUCUAUCGGGUGUCCUUGCUGCGUCAGGGUUACGAGUUGAACGCGAUGGCCAGCCAACAGCAAGCGGAAAGCAACCCCAAUCAAACGCUCGCCAGCACCGAUAGCAUCGAUCAUACUCAAGUUCAAAUGACCACUGGCCAGACAACCACCACCGGAGUCACGACGGCGAGCAGUAACAGCGCGCUAGCCGAUUCGCCAGGUCACGAGUUCGUAUCCGAUACCAUGAGGGUCUCGGACACAGACCUCGAGGAGGUCCGAGAGGGGAUGAAAAAGCUGGGGAUGCAGCCACCGAAAGAAGAAGAUUGGGAACGUGAAUUGGAGGCCGAGCUAAAGGAUUACGAGGUUGUAACGGGCAACAAUAAUGGUGGCAGCAGCGGCCAGGAGAGGAGCGUCGCGACGGCCACAAAAGACACCGCGGCCAACGAUAAUGAUUGGGAGAAGCAGAUCGACGAGCUACUCGCCAAUGAGGACGACGAGGACCUCAAGUGAGCCGAGGAGAUCCUCUUUGUGACCGGAUAAAAGGGUCGCUCCACGUUGAGAUCCCGCGCGAAUAGCGAGAUCGGCGUGCUGAUUUUCGCAUUGAAACUUUCUCUCUGAUACAGAGAAGCUCGCGAAUUUCUUUUGUACAUUAUUAUAUUUUCUCGUUAAUCUCCUGAUCGGGACCGUACAUUGCCGUACAAGAAGGAGAAAAAUAAAACACAAAGCGAUACUCUGCGAAGAUCGAGUCAUUGAUGAACUAUUUUAUUUUCUACGAGAUCGAAUCGACCGAUGGAUUGAGGCUCAUAUUGUGCGUGCGUUAAUUUUACGAUAUCGUAACGCUAUUUUUUUAAGGAGAAUCUAUUUUAUAUCUAUUUGAUCCAAUGACAAUUUGUUCUAUACAUGCUUUAACAUAUAAGAAGAAAGACUAACGAAAGUUUGGCAAGAGCGAUUUAAUUUUUUUUUUUUUUAGAUUUCGAUUGUACUUUCUUUCAUUCGUUACGUAAAGAACUCGUGCUACUUAAGGACGGCAAUCUCUCAUCGUCGUCGUAUAUUGACACGAAAACUUAAAAGUCCAAUCAUUGAGAUCGAUAGGAUUCUUUUCGCGUAUUGGCUUCUUUAACAUGGAGAAGCUGCGAGAGUCGUGUUUUAUUUUGGCUCGCAACUGUCUCCGCAUGAAAUCCCGGUAAAAUAGAAUACAUGAAACCGCCCUUUCGUAGUUACAGAAUAUAGUUACAGGGGAGCGUCUCAAAAGAAUUCCUCCUUUUAUUUCGAUCCAUCGUCGAUCUCCUAAGGGAAAGAAACGCGAAUAAAAAUGACGCGAGAUUCUUUGAGAUUCGUCUCGUCCUCGAGAAGUGUGUAUCGGGAUAAAACGUAAGGGUAUAAAUCGGAAACCGCACGAAAUAUUUCCGACACACGGGAAAUCACUGCUGUAACGACAAAUGUGAAAAUCGUAGCUACAUAAAGGAUAAAAGAGAGAAAGAUAGAAAAGAGAGUCUGCCCAUCGUUUUCUUUUCGUUUCUUUUUUAAUUUCUCGAAAAGAAAAGCAGCUUUUUUACGAUCCUCGAACACGAUGAACACGAUGGUCCUUUCUCCUCCACCACUGCCGUUUUACAGCUUGGUGGUGCAGCAGAAAGACUCACGUAUUCGUACGAUUUUCAUCAAAUAUAUAUAUAUAUUCGUAUAAAUCUUUGUGCUUCUAUCUCCGAACUACAAAAUGACAUCCGGUUGUUGUAACUCCAGAGAGAGAGAAAAAUGUUGGAGAACAUAUGAAUUAAUUAACACCACAAGCUUAUGUCAAUUAUCGGGCGCUCUUGUCCGAGAACGUAAUGUUGAUUGUAAUAAUAAAUAUCUUCAAAGUUGUGUGAUAUUAAAGUAAAAUUAAUUUGAAGCUUAAUCGACGGAGAUGCAUGGCAACACGGUUGUUAUUAUACGAACUCUCUUCAUCGUGAUCGAAGGAUCGACAGUUUUUCAAGAUAAAUUACACUGCCGUGUGCCGAAGGACACCGUUUCGAGUGCGGAUCGACGAUUACGGUGGUUGGUGGUGCAUUUUUUGCGAGUCUAGGUCGCCCUACAAAAUUAACGGUUCUCGAAUAAUUAUGAAAAAAUUGUUUUUCAUAAUUUUUAAAUGUAUUAAAAGAUCUCUAUCUCGUAAGUGGACGCUUCGAAACUAAAUGCGCCGCUGGUCGUCAUCCUUUCUUUACAAGCCGACGCUUUAUCGCAACGGCGCUUUUCGUUGUUGAUUGCCAGCAAUUAUCGCUGAUCGAGAAGCGAUACAAUCUACGAGAACAUGUCAAAGACAAAGAUUGAUUCGACUAAUAUCUGUAAUCUGAUGAACUUAUCGUGACUUUGCGCGGAAUGUCCUACGAUUGGAAAAGCGGAAAGGCACUAGAUUUAGCGAUGUCUUUUGUUCAGCAUGUAUGUUUCUGGCGAAAUCCGUAGAUAAGAUGCGAAGGUUGUUGUCGGCGACGAUGACGACAACGAUGACGAUGUUGAAAGGAGAAUGUGUCGUCUUUUAAUUCGUUUUUGUCGAUCACGGAAGUGUUCCGUUAUGCGUUGUUUGUAUUGUGUCAAAGUGAAUUAUACGCUGUAAGAAUGACAUGUUCGCGUUGUCUGUACGGACGAAAUAUCGUAAUAAAUCAUUGCAUUGACAGAAACUCUAAUGGAGCAUAUAUUGCGCUGUUUCAUUUGUAAAGGCUCGAGCACAAAGAUUAUCUAACUUGUUCCCAACAGAGUCGUAAAUCAACGCACAGGGAUUGAUGUUAAACGUAUGCCAUAACAACUCUAAAAACAAUUAUGACAUAUACAAAUGUGCAUUUUACAACUCUGUUGAUUUACAACUCUAUCCGAGACAGUUACGAUAAUAUUUGAACUCAAGCCCUAUCUUGUAAAACACGCCGGCAGGAACGAGGUUUUCAGUUUCGAUUGCAUGAAAAGUCGCGCGGCGCAACAUUUUGUUGGGGCAACAUUAUUCUCGGUGUGACAUACCGUCCAAUUGUCCUCUGGCCAACGGAAGAAACGGGAAGAAACAGUUGACUUUCGGAGUUAGAUUCUUGCGACAAUAAAAUCUCGCGUUACGCGAAACUACGGUGUUUACCAAAAAUAUUAUUGAUUAAUCGCACAAAGUAGUAUCCUCACGUGAAUUAUAAAGAAGAACAACAGUUUUAUCGGGAUAUCUUCUCCGUGCAGACAAACGGGUCUAGCUCAGGUCGCAAGAAUUUGUCGCGUUCGCAUGUUAACGUAACAUCAAGUAACGCUUAUAAUGAGAUCAUUAUCGUGCCAAUGGCACGAAUAUAACAAAAGGCAGAACGCGAGACACGUACGAAAAGGUGAACAAACGUCGGAUCGAAGCGAACGAAUGAAGGCAACUGGAUUUAUAGUGGAAAAAAGAGAACAUGGACCCAUGAGUUUAAUUACUGUUCUUAUACGGUUUUAUUACUUGUGUCUAAUUACCUAUAAUAAAUUUUGGCGGAUGAAUUUUAUUGAAUAAGUUAUCGUCAUAUAUUUUUAUCGUACAUCUGAUGCUAAAUAUGAAUUGUUUGACUAGUGAUUUUUAUCACAAGAAUGUGAGUUAGGUCUAUGUAAAUGUAUACUGAAGAUAUAAAAAUAUUUGCAUUUCACAAUCGCGGAAAGUAGAUGCAUUUCAGAAUCGCGAUAAAAAUAAAGUGUUUAACAAAGAAGUAAAUAUUUGCGCAUUAAACUCUUAUUUUAUAAAUCCUUCAAAAGGUCCGCGUUUUCCACUGUAAAUCCCGUUCGACGAAUAAUAAAUCGGGAAUAAACAAUCAUCAAGCAGGUCGACAUUUGCGUUUCCCGUUGAGAUGUUCGUUUUGCGUCGUACACCGUUGCACGUCAAAUCCAGGUGUUUAGUCAAUUUAUAUACCAUGAAUUACUUUUUCUAUCCCUCCUUUCAAGUAGUCAUCCCCGGGACGAAAGGAGUACCGCGGUAAUGCGAUAAGAUCGUUUCUCCAGAAACCGCACGGCGAGCGGCUUAUACGAUAUGUAUUAUUAUAUCAAUACUUCUCUCACAACUCGAGAAAAAGUCCGCUCGCGUUCGGCUGUGACCGCGCGAGCCAUUUGAAGAAAUAAAAAAAAAAACGCUGCUUCAUCCGCGUUCAUCUUUUCCCAAAGAGAAGCUCGUUGUAAAGUUUCCAUUCGUGUUUUUAGUCGAUAGGCUUGUAAUAAGAUUUACUUAAGGAGGCGCAAUUCACCCAGGCCUAAGUCUGUCGAAGUAAAGCAAAGGCGAUAAUCGCAUUUAUCCGCUCUCUUUAUUAUUAUGCGCGGGUUCUCGAGGGAGCCCAAGAAAACAAAACCUUUGUUCCUCUUCCUCCCAAAUCCUUCGACUGUACAAAUAUAUAAAAUCGCGAGAAAAA
This is a messenger RNA of Mycetomoellerius zeteki, 5400 nucleotides long. RefSeq names its product Synapse-associated protein 47kD (gene Sap47). NCBI's taxonomy places the organism in Eukaryota, Metazoa, Arthropoda, Insecta, Hymenoptera, Formicidae. Bases 191 to 1543 code for a protein of 450 amino acids. The transcript is spliced from 9 exons. Gene Ontology annotation, cellular component: cytoplasm; synapse; Golgi apparatus. The record is from RefSeq and is a predicted model, not a curated record. Gene Ontology annotation, biological process: TORC2 signaling; regulation of short-term neuronal synaptic plasticity.